Molecule: messenger RNA, 10982 nt
Organism: Pelobates cultripes (western spadefoot toad)
Lineage: Eukaryota; Metazoa; Chordata; Amphibia; Anura; Pelobatidae
Source: the annotation of a GenBank genome assembly
AGACAAUUUGCACACGUACUAUUCUCCAAAGAUCACUUUUAAAGAGGAACCACCAACAUGACCCGACCAAGGUAUUGUAACUGAUUUGUCCUGUUUUAAUCCUGAGUAUUUGGUACAAAUUUAGCCAAAGCCACAUCUUACUACAGCUCGUGGCAUAGUGGGGAGAGAAUUUAAACAAUGUAUUAAAUGCUGAACAUUCUAAGACAGAGUGCUACUAUCUGCUUGGUGGACUUGGGUAUAGGAAUAUGUGUAAGAUCUGUACUGCAUGGAACCAUAUUAAAUUGGUCAGAUAAGAAUUAACCUGAUGCAGACAGACAUCUAGCCAAGGGCUUUGUUUUCUAAACAAUGAUAUGUGGACAGAAAAAAAGAGUCUAAUAUUUCAUAUGUGGGGUUAAUAUGCAGGGUGGCAGCUUGUUGAUCAUUUUGGUAUGAAGAAUCAUUUUUUUCCCACAAUUUGUGGCAAAACUGAAAAGUUCUUCAAAUUGGGAUUUUCAUCUUCUUUUAGAUCAACGUGAUGGAUUUUAUUAUAUUCAGAGCUAAUAUCACUAUGUAAAUGUAAAUGGAAAAAAUAGUCCCUUUUUUUUGUUUUCAAAGUAAAAAAAUAAACAAACUUGAAAUGUUGAAUUAUUCCAACGCUGCUCUUGUGACCCUUAGGGUAAACUAACCCCAUUGAGUUUAUUUGAAAAUGCCAGCUUGUAGUGAAUUGAAACUCAAAUUGCAAAAUGUGUCCAGAAUGGCAGAUUUGGGUGCAGAGCUCGACUGUUUUAGCAAACAUUUUACAAACCGAACUUCAAUGCAUUCCGGUUCAGUGUUAAAUAUAUAAUGCUCAUUGUCAGGGAUAUUAACUAUCCUGUCAUUGGCCUGGGACUUACUAGAGAUUUAAACAUUUUUGGCAAAAAGUCUAAUACCAUUUUUUCAGCAAUUUUUUUGCAGCAUGAUUUUUUUUUUCUUCCUGCAAAGUGAAAUUUAAGGUUUCAUUGCAGAAUUCCUGGCUUAGAGAAUUAAAGAUUUAAAAGAUUCAUAAAAUAAAAUAAAAAAUAAAUUCACUUUAAUAAAUUAGGUAAAAAUACCAAACUACUCUGAAUUAAAAUCCAAAUUGCAAAAUUAAGCCUAAAAAAAACAAAAUGCUGAGCUAGAAGAUUUUUUCCAGAUCUUCAUUUUUUAAAAUACAUUUUCCAAAUUAAUUCCAUACAUUUUGCCGCUUAGUAAAUAAAACCCUGUGAUUUUUCUUGAUUGAAAGUAUAUCCUGUAGAGAGCUUAAAUUGCAAUAUUUAAAUAUAAAUAGCAAUACCAAAAAUACAUAAAUAAUUAGUAUUUAAACUGGUAAAACUUUCAUUAUGCAGAAUAAAAAGAUAUGACCACAUUUUUAUUUUAAACCCGUAGAUAUUUAAAGGUACUGAAUAUAAUAAUUUAAUAUAUGUGUACGUGUGCAGUAAACUAAAUUCCUUCUGCCGCAAUAUUUCUACACAACAAAUAACACUCUCUUCUAUUAAACAAUCAACAGUACUGUUUAUUCUGAGACAUGAAUGGCUUUAUUUUUUUAUGAUCUAAAUGUUUUGUUUCAAUCGAAAACAGAAAAACAGCUCCAGGCUCAAAAGUAUUAACACAAAAGAGACUUUUUCUUUAUUUGCCCAGUCUAAACAUACAACACAUACCACAAUGAAACAGUAUUAGCCCUUCUUGUGCAAUUUAGAGGAGUUUUAGACAUCCAUGCGUUCACUAGGAAUAGGUUGUUUACAGACUAAGUGUACCUACGGUCUACAUUCUAUGCCAGCAGGCUUCACCAAACUCCGGCCCUCCAGAUGUUGCUGAACAACAACUCCCAUGAUUCCAUGAAUGAAAUAGAUAGGCUGAGAAUGAUGGGAGUUGUAGUUCAGCAACAUCUGGAGGGCCGGAGUUUGGGAGAGCCUGUUCUAUGGGAAUCGCUACAGAAGUGCCAGAACAAAGUUUGUCCUGUCAAUCAAUAUUGGUCCCCAUUUACCCACCUGCUGAAUCUUGGAUUUCUUUAAGUGUGCCCAGGGACGUAUGGCAUGGAAGGGUCCCUCUAACAGUCAACCUAGGGUUAGGACAACUGGUUAAAAAACAGAAGGUAUUUUUAGCAUGACCAGAAAUGUUAGUAUUCAUUUAUAAGGUGCAUGGUUCUCGUACGUCUUGCUGCUGGCUACCUCUGUGUAAGUGAACUAGGACGAGCGACAAAUGACUUGUUAAAACCUUUCACACCCAGCUGAUGAUUCAAGUGAAUCUAGAGACUGUAAUGAGAACAUUGUGCAACAUAUUGCAAAUAUAACCACAUUGUAACUGAUCUCACUAACAGGAGGUGCCAGUAAUGGUAGAAUAGCACCUUCGACAGUGUAAAUACAAUACAAUGCAUUUCCCAGUAUAAAACCACUGCACAGUCACAUAUAGUUACAGACAAUACACAGAACAAAGUCCAACACAUUUCAGCAAUGAAAGGUUUCAUUCAACUAUAAUCAUGCAGUAGUUCAAGGGAUAGCAUUGGCCGCCACACAUGUUAAGUUCACAGCAGCAAGAAAAUUAAUAGUUCUAUCUAAGAAUAUUUCUCACAUCGUAGAUGAAAGGGGCACGCAAAGCUACAAAACCAUUACUGAUAACUGCAGAUAACUGAUUUAUUUUCACCUACAGUGGGGUGGCACCAAUCCUGCAGUUUAAAGGAACACUAUAACGUCAGUAAUACAAACGUGUUUUCCUGACUCUAUAUUGUUUAAAAAUCAUGCUAAGUCCCCCCUUAAAUAAGCAUAAAACUUAACUUUAUUCCAGUGACGUGCCGGUUUGACGGUGGUGGCUCCAUCCUAAUCCGCCUUCUUGGCUGAGAUCAUCAGCUGAGAUCAUCAUCAAUUGACGAUCUCAGAAUGGGAAAGCAUUGGAUUGGCUGAGAUCAUCAAUUCUGAUUUCUGAAUCAAUGCAUCUCUAUGUGGAAAGUUCAGUACGCUGAAUGUCCGUGCUGCACAUUGUGUAGCACUGCCCCAGUAAGCACCUCUAGAGGCUAUCUGAGUGACUGCCACCGGAGGUGUCGCUAGGCAGUAAUGUAAACCCUUCUCUUUAAAUAAAUAAGCCAACAGGGACAUAAUAUACUCACCAAAGCCACUGCAUAAAGCUGUAGUUAUUCUGGUGACUAUAGUGUCCCAUUAAUAACAGUAACAGGUUGAAUUAAAACAAGGGUCUUUCCAGUGCAAGACUUGAUAAUGGGGAUUUAUUAAUUUCUCGUUAACAACAUUAAUUUCAUCCAAGCUGGGUGACAAUGAUUGGUUCUGCACAUCAAAUAGCAAGAUGGAACAAUAUAUACAGCACAUUACCAAAGAGGGUAGUAUUCUCACUACUGGUGUAAAAGUGUCCUUCAUGGUUAAAGAGCAUGCUUAGGUGGUGUGUGUUCUCAGACGAUUUAAGAGAUACUCCACUGUCCAAUUAAAAAAAUAGAAAAAAAAUCACUGUUUAGUAGAUAUGCCCCAAUUACAUAAUUGCCCCCUCCCCCCCCAAUGGUAGUAUAUCUCAAAACAGAUCUCCUAUCUGCUGCUUUUGCAAGUACCCCCCUCCCCCUCCCACCACUUUCUGUGGCUGUCCAAUGACAUCAUUCCCAAUGCAACUAAAUGAAAAGUCUCUGCACCGCAGGUGCUGUGGGCAAUUGCUGCCUCUUGAGUUUAUCUCCACUGAGCUAAACAAACCAGGAAAUAACAUGACUGGUUGUUUGAUUGACAGCUGGGGGGAGGGUUAAUUUAUAAAGUGAAAGUUUCUACUGAAAUAUUUAUACUUACAUACAUUUUGUCUCCUUGUGCUUUAAUAAUGUACAGAUUGCAACCAAAUUGUCACAAGGGUUUUUUUCUGGUUUCUUCUGGGAAUUGCUGAGAUUAUCAGAAUGUGUCUUCUCUUACAACAUGUAUUGCUGGCACUCUAAAGAUGCCUCUAAUUAACCUAAUAAGUGCCAGCGAUUAAUAUACUUUCUAGGGCAGGAGUAGGCAACCUUCUGCACUCCAGGUGUUGUGGACUACAUCUCCUCUGAUCCUUUCCAGCAUUAUGGCUGUAAGAGCAUUAUAGGAGAUGUAGUCCACAAUGCUUGGAUUUCUGGAGGUUGCCUACCUGUUCAAUGGAGUCACUGAGAUUGCUAUGUGGAUGCAUUUUACCAUACAACUGGUCUGUUAUCUGUUAAAUGUUUUCCUCUAAUUACCCAGUAACCAUAUAUAGCAGCAUACAUUCAUUAAUACAUUAAUAUUAAACAUUAAUAAUACAAAAUACUAAUCUACAGGUAUACUCUAAGCACCAAAACCAAUGGUAAUAUGGUGGUUUUAUGUACACAGAUGCUGCCCCUUAUGUGUGAGAAUUUAAAAUAUUCACGUUUCGUACUGUUUAGAUUCAACUUUAUCGUCUGUAAACCAAACUUGUAGUUUCUCAAUGAAAAUAUCCAUUUAGUAUGAUUGUCACUUUAAAAUCAUUUUCAUGAUGUGCAAAUCUCUCUUUCCUCUCCUUCUUCCUGCAUUAUUCCUUUCAUUGUCUCCUUUCUAUCCCUUGCUUCCCCUGCCCCACUAUAUCUAACAUUGCUCCAAUAUACCUCUUCUUUGCCCAUUGUGAUAUUUCACUCCAUUCUCAAUUCUCACUCCCCUUCUUAUCGUACUUUGUGUUCCAUCCCCAUCUCCUAUACGUCUUCAAUUGAUCUAAUGCCAAUACGUUCCCCAAAUUAAUAAAUCCCGACUUUCAUUGCCUUCUGCCAUACUUUCUCAACUAACUAUUCCUCGUCCCCCGCUGCCUUAUCUCUUUCCCAACUUAAAUGGAUGGUUCAUGCACGGCCCAUGCACCCAACUUAACGUUCACCCACUUCCCAAUCCUAUUGGUAGUGGAGAUGCGUCUUUCAAGAUGAUGGCUGCAGUAGCCGCACUGGUAACUUUCAGCAAUCUGUGCCUGCUCAUCGCGUUGGUAUCUAAUUACUGGAUCUAUGCGAACGGACGUGAUGGUGUACUCUAUUUAGGAAUUUGGAAAGGUUGCACUGUCGAUCAGUGUUACACACAGACAGCAGGAGGUAAGUGAUAUCCUUUUCGGCUCUUACAAAAUCCCUUAAAAUCAAGAUUUCAAUUAUCUUAAAUCCUUUUAGUGCAACAAUUCACUUACAAAAAGACACAACAGAUCUUUAUUAUAUCAGCAUCUAGUUGAAGUCAACAAAUAAGGACAGGGCGGCCAACGCUGUUUUCUCAACAAGAAGAGAGAACAUUUCUUCCGAACUCUAGGAAAAAGGACAGCAAAGGAGUAGAAGUAAAAAUAUAGGAGAAGAGGAGAGAUAUAACAAUUAAUUACAAUCCUGUAUCAAGUGAGGUAGUGAGUUGUUCCAAAUAUAAGAGCUAUUUGGGAAGUAACAUGGGGUAUGGACCAAGGAUAUCGAACAGCACACAUAAAAACACUGUCGUAAUGUACUGCACAGGUAAAUUGGCUGGUCUUAUGGAUUGAUGUGGCCGUACGAGGUCAUUUGGCAACCUUAGAGAGAAUGGUUAUGUUGAGAUAUUAUAGUUAGGAGGCGGCAGCAGGAGUCCCAAGCUUCAAUGGCAAAUAAUUGAUCCAAGGAUUCCAAAUUUUAAAAUAUUUUUGCUUAUUACCGCCCACCCACCAAUGUAACUCAUCCAUGGAUCUUGUGUCCUCCAUCCGAUACACCCAUUGCUCCGCAGACAGAGGUUGGGUUUCUUUCCAAUGGACUGUGACCAAGACAUUAGCUUCAUUUUAUAGAAACCAUAGUCAUUUUUGUUGAGCUACAUCAGUGAAGGAGUUGAGCCACCCCAGUAGAAUUCGAGAGUGGGAGAGGGUGGAGCAUAGGGGUAAAAUCUGUUUUAUAAAACUAAUGACUUCCUUCCAAUAUAGUAAAGUGGAAAAGAGAGCGCACAAAAAAAGAUGGAUAUAUAGUCAACUUGUAUGUAAUGGUACAAAGUACCUCCAAAUUGCAGCUGCUAAACAGAAAAAGAAUUUUCCCAAAUUCAAUAGAAAUUUUUUUGAUUAUGUUGUCAGCGCUUCGUAGAUAAUCCCCUUGAACUUAAUUCGGGGUAUACACAUUUACAAAUGUAUCUGCAACAAUUAGAAACAACUAUGUGAUACAAAAUCUAGCAUAAAAAGUGUCAAUGUUGCUGGCACAGGAGACUAGACGUAUUGGCAAUCUCACAGAUGAAAAAAGAUAAAAACGAACUCCUCAUCAACGCGUUUCGCCCCUCUUGUGUGGGCUUUUUCAAGAUAGCCGCUAUCUUAAAAAAGCCCACACAAGAGGGGCGAAAUGUGUUGAUGAGGAGUUCGUUUUUAUCUUUUUUCAUCUGGUGAGAUUGCCGAUACGUCUAGUCUCCUGUGCCAGCCUAGGUUACAUCUGCGGAAGGGAGGACUUUACAGAGUAUCCAGCCUGCCUCAGUGCACUAGGCAAACGCUGUCUUCAUCUGCAAACUGGACGGCACACUUGGGACAUAGAAGAGACUGCAGCCAGAUAAGCUUUUACGUGGUCCUUAGAAAUAGCACCACAUCUAUUUCUUGGAUCUCCAGCACCAGUCUGUGUCUUCAACAAUUUUAUGGACUUCCCUACAGUUUGGACCCUGCUAUAAUAUCAUAUGCACUGGAUUGUGAUAUUAUUUUUUUGGGUUUUAUAAUCAGCAACAUUGACACUUUUUAUGCUAGAUUUUGUAUCACAUAGUUGUUUCUAAUUGUUGCAGAUACAUUUGUAAAUGUGUAUACCCCGAAUUAAGUUCAAGGGGAUUAUCUACUAAGCGCUGACAACAUAAUCAAAAAAAAUUCCUUCCAAUAUAGUUGAAUGUUUGGACCGCACACACACACACAGAUUUAUUCAUUAACAUGUCAACAAAUAAAAGCAACCAGUGAAAGAUUAUUUUAUUAUUAUUCAUGAAAAUAAAACGAGCCUUGGUGGGGAUUUAUUCCAGUCUUUAACAUCCCAGUAAAUAGGUAUCUGCUUAUAUUAACCAUCGAGCUGGGGAAAGUUUACUGAAAAGUUGAUGAUGACUAUGUUCCGAUGAAACUCUCACAGUCAUCCUUCACCCUUGUUCUUUCUUUUUCUUUUUUAGUGUACAUGAAGACUAUUUUUAUAAUUACCUUCAUAGUGGCUGUUUUAGUCAAUGUAGUUGUUCUACUAAACUUCAAGUAUGAUUUCUCAACUAUUAAAGGCUACAAAAAGUAUGUGGGAAAACUUAUGUUGGCUUUUGGUGAGUAUGAGAUAAACCUUUCAAUUAUUUUCACACGUAACUAGCUAUCUCUAAAAUAUGUUAUGAAGAGGCUAUUUUACUUGGAUAGAUUUAUUCUCAUUCGCCAUUCAGAAUGGGUCAACAAGGAUCACAAGGUGGCAUUACUGACCUACCAUAUGUAAAUUGGAGCACGUAAAGAAUGGACGGAGUGACUGGAUGCUAAAUAUUUGAAACAUGGACAUAUCUGGGUCUAGAAAAGACAGGCAGAGAAUUCUAGAUUUCCAAUGGCCAAUCCAGACAGCUUUCCUACAUAGUCAUAUUUUUAGGGUACUGGUACUAACUUUGGAACUAUAUAAUAAUAAUAAUAUAAUAAUAAUAAUAAUAUAAUAUUGUCUUAGGACCAUGAAACUUUGUGAUAAUAUACAAUCCUCUCCCAUAAUUGGUUUAGGAACAUGGUAAAUACUUUAAAAGCUUUUUUAGGGUUUCUUCAAACCAUAGACCCACUGAUUUUACUGCAGUUACUAGCAUUACAUACGAUAUUUCACUCUGAACAUGAAUUCUAUUCUAUGAACAAAUUAUUGUCUAGUUUCACUUCUUGUGCAUAGUGCUAUGAUAGCCUACAGACCAACGUUUGUAACUAGAGCAUGCCUUUUAAUAUAUGUUUUCGUUGCAGCAUUUCUCGAGGCUACUGGGAUGACACAUGCCAGUAUUCUAUUCAUUCUCUCAGUGUUCUACAGUAGUUUGCACUAUGCUUAUUUCGUAGGAUGGAUCGCUGUUGCAUCGGCCUUUGCUGCUGGUACGUUUGUUUACUUUUUUAAGUUUAAUGGAGGUACCAAAGGAAAAAUAGGGAUUAAAUCAUUUGAGUUAUCUCUAGCUGGGCCCUGGAUUCUUUUAGUUAAUACCUAAGAUGACAAUUCUUAGGUUUUCAAUUGCAAAAUAAAUUAGGCACCCAAGCAGUGUCCAGGGUUAUUUAUUGUAACACAAGCAAGGUUUUAGCUCAUGAAACAGCCUUUCUGAAGCCUUAAGCUAUGGGAAAGCCUUGUUUUGGGAUCUUAAAUUUUUUGUGUUACAAUAAAUAAUUCCCUAUAGUAAAGGAGGAGACUAUAUUUAAAAGAAAAAAAAGCUACCACAACAAGAGGACAUAGUCUUAAAUUAAAGGGGCAAAGGUUUAAAAAUAAUAUCAGGAAGUAUUAUUUUACUAAGAGGGUAGUGGAUGCAUGGAAUAGCCUUCCAGCUGAUGUGGUAGAGGUUAACACAGUAAAGGAGUUUAAGCAUGCGUGGGAUAGGCAUAAGGCAAUCCUAACUAUAAGAUAAGGCCAGAGACUAAUGAAAGUAUUUCGAAAAUUGGGCAGGCUAGAUGAGCCGAAUGGUUCUUAUCUGCCAUCACAUUCUAUGUUUCUUGUUUCUAUGUUUCUAUUGAUGCCUAGUAUUUUGUAUGAAUCAUUACUGACGAGUGUGACCAACCCAGGCCAAUUUGCACCAAAUUGUUGUCUACCUUUACCUUUUGCGUCACCUGAAAACAAUGAGGUUCCCCUGUUAGAAUUUAAAAGACUGUAGUAUGGUGUCGGGAAGAUGUACACCAAAGAUACAAUAGUGUUUCUUGGCUUUAUGGCUGCAUGAGAUGUGCAGUUGCCUGCUGGGAUGACUUGUUGGGUUUUAUAUGUGUGCUAGCAACCAAAUGUACUUCAACUACACAACAAACUACACAUGUGGGCUUUUGUGAGGGAGCUCCAGUACUCCGACCGAGUACCUCUGCCAAGUCUGCUUCCUUGUAGCUAUCAGGAACCCUGGAGCACUUCAGACCCUGGAGCACUUCAGACCCAGUCGCGAAGGCUUGACUGGGAUCACUGAGAGCCUUUUCCACCCUGGACCAGGCUACUGUGAUUAUAGCCCUAGACACAUUUUUCAUCAGCAGAUUAUAUCCCUUUCCCCAAACACCAGACGACACCUGGUGAAGGUUAAAACAGUAACUUACUUUAAUAGAUGUAGCACACAUAUUUAAGCCCCCAACAGCCUCAUUUAUAUACAAUAGGGUGCAUAGAGCACAGUAGAACAAGGAAGGAUGGCGGCCGACAAUAGGAAGGUCUAAUGUGAGAUUAAGGAGGGACAGGGAAGCACCCUGCUGGGGAAACAGUAGGACAGGAAAAAAAGGAGGAGGAAAGGCACAGACAAUUAAUACAUUCAACAUACCCUGCAUCAAUACUGGCCACAGGGUGAAAAAACACAAGAGGAAUUUAAGGACCCACACGUAGUGUCUGUCUUCGAUACCCAGUGAUGGUGACUACCGUCAUAGCUUUAUAAAAAUAAAUAAAGAGAAACUGGAGCUCUUGUUCAGUGAGUGGAAAUUAUACUAACAGUUGUUGUUCUUUCCUUAGGGGUUUUGAGCUUUUACCACGGCCAUAUUGAACCAGAAAUUGAGGACACUACGACGACAGUUCAAGGAACCACCACAGUCAAAUCUGAAAGCCCCCCUCCAUAUAGCGUUAUGCCUUAAUUCAAUGAAGCACUGUGUACCGACCAUCAAACCAAUAGACCUCUCCUAGUAUUGACAUUGUUGGACAGCACAGUUAUUGUUUUACAUAUUGUUAGAUGGGAUCCAAUCCUAAAACACAAGGUGAUGUGAGAAGAUUCAGAUAUUCUUGAUAAUUGGUGAUGACAAUUCUAUGGAGCAAAAUAUAUAUUAUUCUAUGAUCUGAUGAUCUGGAUCUCAUAGCAUAAUGUAUUGAGUAUGUUCAUGUACCAUUGAGAUGUCUUUAUGCCUUUAGCAUCUUCAACACAGGAGGAUAAUUGUAAUAUUGCUGUUAGCCAAACUCAAUCCAACCAUGUUAGGGACCACACGACGGUCAUAUUUUGCCACUUUUGUCCUCUGUAUUCCUAUAGGUGAUUAUAGUAACAAAGGUAAGUAAGUUAGUGGCCAUAAAUGGUUUCUGGCUAGUAAUCCGAGAUUCUGAUAAUGAGCAAGCACUAUUCCUGCAUUACAUUUAAGGACAUUCAGGAGUCACUGUAGAGGGAGAUGUGAAUUUGAAAGAUAAACCUAAAAAGGAUAGGAAGCAUGAAUGAAUAUUGAUAGUGUUAAUGAUGCACAACCCAUGGUUCCGUGGAGAAAUCCAAUCAUAUUCUGUGUGUUCCCUGAUUACAUUACGUUACAAGGAGUUUACAAAUACUAAAAGCAACUUCCUUUGUUCCAACCGCAGUUGCAAAUGUAUUGAGCAACAAACAAAGAAAGACGUGAGCAUGCAAUCUUUAACUCCUUAAAGACACAUGACAUGUGUGACAUGUCAUGAUUCCCUUUUAUUCCAGAAGUUUGGUCCUCAAGGGGUUAAUAAAGUUAAUCUUUAUCCUGACAUGCAAACAACCGACUGGGAGAUUUAACACAGCAAUACAUGUGCUAUCUUGUACUUUUACACGCGUGUACAGCACUUUCGGCAUACUGAAAUAUCUGAUGGCUGUUCACAAAGAACAGUUAUUUUAUACAGCCAAACAAACUACAUGUAUUGAUUUUUUUAAAUUACAACUUAAUCUUUAUGUAAAAAUAUACUUUUAAAAUGAUGCAUGCAAUGUCAACGUUUAGUAAGUAAAAAACAGGAAUAUAAAAUGAAUCUUCAAAUUGUUUAUCUGCUAAUAGAUAAUAAUAAUAACGGUUUAAAUCAGGGAUCUAAAUGGGGGACAGGAAGGGCAAAUUGUCCGUCCAUUAAUGUGUUCAGGAGCAACCCAUAUCUAUGUUCACUUUGUAAUUCUGGAAGGAUUUACUUAUUGUACAUAUUGUUUACGUAUUGUACCUACAGCAUUUAAUAAAUAAAUGUAAAUAAAUACACCAAC